AACUUAUGUCAGACGAAGACCCAUAUAAAGAUGAUGAUCUUGAUAAAGGAGAUAAUCCUGAUGAUGAUAAUAAAGAUUUAGAAGAUAAUAAUGAAGAUGGAGAUGGAGAUUUCGUAGAUGAUGGAGACAAUCCUAAAGAAGAUGAUGAGUAAAAUAUUAUUUAUAUUAUAUAUAGUCUUAAAAAUAAUGAAUUCACAGGUGGUCUUAAAAUUACUAUUGAUGAAUAAGGUUUAGAUGAAAAUCAAAAAUUAAGGAAAUUAAAAGAUUUAUUGGCUUAACAUGUUUAAUAAGUCUAAAAAUUAAGACGAAGAAAUAAUAAUUUAAGAACACAACUCAAAAAAUUAGGAGACAAAGCUGAAAAAUUAGUAUAAUCUAAUGUUAGAAAAUAAAAAUUAUUAGAAUAAAAAUUAGAUCCAAAACAUAAUCAUCUUGCUGAAAAGAAGAUUUUAUAUGAAAUAAAAAAUAAUAAUAAAUCAACAAAAGACUUUGCUGAUAAGAUAGAUUCAAGAAUAUGUAAACUAAUAUAUAAUAUUAUUAAGUGGAUAAAUUGAUAAAUAUCGAUAAAAUGGAACAAUCAAAUACUCUAUUAAGAGAAUAAAUCAAAGCAUUAAAAGAUAGAAAUAAAAAUCUUGAUUAAACAGAAGAAGUUAAUAAACUGAGUAAUGAAAUCCUUCUUGUAGAAAAAUAAAUAGCUGAUGAAGAAAGACUUAAUAGAAAAAUGUUUUUAAUAAUAAGAGAAUAAGAAUUAGAAUUAAAAUAAUAAUAAAUAGAUUGUGAUUAUGAAAGUAGAUUAGAUAGUUUAAAAGAAGAUAUUAAGAAAUUAAAAGAAGAUAUAAAAAAUUAAUAGAAAGAAGAAUUACAUUAAACAAGAAGAGAAAUAGAAAUGAAUAAUUACUUUACUGAACUUAAAAAUAUGUAAUAAAUUUAUAUAUAUAUAGUUAUCGUUCUAUGUGUAAUAAAUUAAAUAAACCAUGUGAAGAAAAGGAUUAUUAUAAAUCAAGUAAAGAAUAAGAUGAAGAUAAUACAAAUAAUUCAAAUUUAAAGAAUGCAAUAAAAUGUGCAUAAAAAAUUUAAAAAGAUAAUUAGAUGGGAUUUUUGAAAUAAAAGGAGAAUUAAAAAAAGCCAGAAGAAAAUGAUGAAUUGAAUAAAGCAUUAAUUGAAUUUAAGAAAGAUAAUGAGAUAUUUAAGAAACUUUAAGAGGAUGUUUAGAAUUUAUAAUAAGAUCUUGAAAAGAAGGAGAAAUAAACAUAAAAAGAAAGGAAGUUUUAAUUAGAAGAAUAUUCAAAAUUGAGUGAAGAUGUAGGAUAAUUAGCAAAAUAAUUAAAAGAGAAAGAAGUUUAAACAAAAUCGACAGUUACAAAAUUAAAUGAUUUGCAACGAUAGUUAUAAUUAUUAGAUAAAAGAUAAGUAUAAGAAUAGAUAUAGAGUACAUAAUAAAAGCCAGAGAGUAUAAUGUUUGGAAUAGAUAAAAAGACAGAAACAUGUUUGCCAUUUGAUGAUUCAAAGAAUUUAGAUUGGACAUUGAAUAUGCCUAUAAAUUAGAUAGUAGUAUGUAAGAAUAGUAAAAAUGACUUAAUAAUUGGUUUGGAAUUGACUUAUGGAAAUGCAGAUAAUAAAGAAGAAUAAAAGAUUACUAAACAUAUAGGAUUAUAAGAAGGUAGUAUAGGAAAGGAAUAAAUAAUUAUAACACCUGAAGAUAAAUUAAGUUAUAUAUCUGGAUUUUAUAAUUAAGAAUAGAUAAUAUUUUUGAAAUUUGAAACAACUAAAAAGAGAAUAAUAUAAGUUGGUAAUAUGAAAUAUAAAGAUAAUUUUACUAAAGAUUUUCGUAUAGAGAUAAAAGAUAGAGAGAUAUUAGGAUUUAGUGGAAUUUUAGAUUAUACAUAAGGUAAUAUUCUGUUUAUUAUAUUAGAAUCUUAGAAUCCAUCUGAAAGAUAUUUAGUAGCAAUAGGUUUGAAUUUAAAGUAAAAGGAAUUAGAUAUAUCAACAAGAAAGAGAUUAAAGAAAUAGAAAAUGUUAGAAGAAUAAGAUAAAUAAAGAGUUCCUGUAGAUUAUAGAAAAAUAACAUAUCCAUUUAGAAAGAAUCAUCCUAAACAUUUAGAAUUAAUUAAAUCAUAACCAAAAUUAGAGGUAUCUAUAUAUGAUGAAGAAAAAGGUAUGAAAUACUAAAUAAUUAUAGUUAAAUUAUAUUAAAAAGAGAAAGAGAGAUAUUUAUAAGCAUAAAGAGCAUAAUUAGGUUUUUCAUCAGUAAAGUAAUUCAGUCCUGCAACAUAUAAACUAAAAGAAUAUUAAGAAGAAGAAUAGAAGGUAUAUUGAUAAUCAUAUUCAAAUUUAGAGAAAAGAGAUGAGUGACUAAAGAAAGCUCAGAGUUGAGUAGAAGAGAGAAGAAAUUAAAAAUGGUUUAACAUUACCUGGAAUCAAGACUCCAUAAGAUAAAGAUAAGAAAGGACUCAAUGGAUAAAAAACAAAUAGUCCAUAGAAGCAAUAGAAAUAAGGAUAGAAGGAGGUUCCAAAAAAAGAUGAUUCUAAAGCUAAAAAAAAAUGAAUAAUUUACAAAUUUCAACACCUUCAGCAUUGCAUCGUUCUUCUAUUCUCAGUUCCGAGAUUGAUACUAUAUAUUAAUCUCUUAUAGAAGUCCAUGUUAUCGUCUAGGAUAGCAUAAAACAUC
Paramecium sonneborni is the source of this 2665-nucleotide messenger RNA. NCBI's taxonomy places the organism in Eukaryota, Ciliophora, Oligohymenophorea, Peniculida, Parameciidae. The record is from the annotation of a GenBank genome assembly.